GAUAGUUCCAGGAAGUUAUAUUUUCUCUUCAUAUGCUUUAUUUCUAUCGGUUUUUAUUCAUGUAACGGCUUUCUUCUUUAAAUUGGUUAGAAGUUCACCUCAGUUGGUCUGUUUAGUCGCUAUUGUGAACCUCCGUGAACCGCCAUUACUGUGAAAAAAUGGAUAAUUGGAGUCAAUCGGACGCAACUCUCACUCUCAAGGGCUCUGGGAAGAAGGUCCUUUUGACCAAUGAGAUGCCUUUUCGGCACGCCCCUUCCUUACGGCACGCCCAUCCCUGCGACCUGCAUAUACCCCUGCUUGGAUUUUCCAACCACAGCGCGUAGGCCAACCACAGCGCAGCUCUGACUGCAUGACGUGCGUCAACGACGACACGCCCACCAGACCCGGAAGUGCAGCGGAGUUGUUUUGAUGUCAUCAACUCAAAUUGCGGUGUUGUCGCUUCCAGAUUAUUUUCUAAAUCACUAGGUUUGGGUGCCUCGUGUGAUCGAAAUCGGUUUUGAAUCACUUUAUUUCGGGAAAAGUCGUGGAUAAGUUUACGUAACUGGAAUAACUGAAGAUAGCGCAAUGAGAAGCUGCUCGUGAUGAGGAAUGGACUAAACGUAUGACAGUUAAACUGAAAUUGUUUGGACUUUAAAUAUAAUCAUGGACUGUACGGCUCUGGAACACGAUGCUAUCAAAUUUGCCAAACUGGCUGUACAGCACGAUCAGAAGGGCAAAUACAAUGAAGCUGUUUUCUACUAUAAGGAGGCUGCCCAGGCUCUCAUCUAUGCAGGUAUGGCUGGAUCCAAACUAGAAAACAUUCAGGACAAAGUGAACGAGUACAUGGAAAGAGUACAGACUCUCCUCAAUGCCGUUCAAGCACAAAGCUGUGAUCCUCUGAAGAGCAAACAUCAGUUGGAUCUGGAGAGGGCGUAUUUUCUGGUCACGCAGGCGUUUGAAGAGGACGAGAAGGAAAACGCAGAUGAAGCUAUUGAGCUCUAUACUCAGGCUGUGGAGUUGUGCAUUCAAACGUCCAAUGAGACAUCAGAUCAAGCGCUGCAGGGGAAACUGAAGCAACUCGCUCGACAGGCACUGGACAGGGCAGAGGGACUGAAAGACUCUCUCAGUAAACCCGUGAACCAAGACAAGCCAACACCCAAAGCCCCUGCUCAGGUGAGGCAGUUCCUGCCGCUGGGACAAGACUUUUCCCUCCACGACAGAGCUCAGCCGGUUCGAGCCGUGCAGUCGUGCGAGCCGCAGGGUCAACGCUACACAGCGGAGGAAAUCGAGGUGCUCAGGAAGACAUCCAAGAUAAAUGGAAUAGAGUAUGUACCAUUCAUGAGUGUCGACCUGAGGGAACGUUUCGCUUUUCCUGUCCCCUUCUCGGACAAAUGUGGAAAACUGGCUCUGUCGCCGAAGCAGAAAGCUAUCUUCUCACGCUGGGUUCGACCCGAUGACAUCUGCAAUAACCCCAUCAUGAUCUACACAGUGUCCAGCUUCAGUAUCAAACAGACGGUUGUGUCAGACUGUUCCUUUGUGGCUUCAUUGGCCAUCAGUGCAGCUUAUGAGAGACGCUACAACAAAAAGUUAAUCACAAGCAUCAUCUUCCCCCAAAACAGGAAAGGAGAGCCCGAGUACAACCCCUGUGGAAAGUACAUGGUGAAGUUACACAUCAAUGGAGUCCCGAGGAAGGUGAUCAUCGAUGACUUCCUCCCGGUGGAUCGCAACGGCGAGCUGCUUUGCUCGUACUCCAGUAAUCGAAAUGAGCUGUGGGUGUCACUCAUCGAGAAGGCCUACAUGAAGGUCAUGGGAGGAUACGACUUCCCUGGCUCUAACUCUAAUAUCGAUUUGCACGCACUUACCGGCUGGAUCCCAGAACGUAUCGCUAUGCACUCAGACAAUCAGUCUUUUAACAAAGAUGACACUUUCCGCAUGCUUUACCAGAGGUUUCACAGAGGAGACGUUCUCAUCACCACGGCGACAGGGGUCAUGACCGAGGAGGAGGGGGAACGGUGGGGUUUGGUGCCAACUCAUGCUUACGCUGUCCUGGACAUCAGGGAGUACAAGGGUAAACGCUUCCUCCAGCUGAAGAACCCAUGGAGUCAUCUCAGGUGGAAAGGAAGAUACAGCGAACGCGACGAAAAGAACUGGACACCAGAUCUUCUCAAAUACCUCAAUUUCGACCCCAAAACGGCACAGAAGUUUGAUAACGGGGUGUUUUGGAUCAUCUGGGAAGAUCUGUGCCAGUAUUAUGACGUCAUCUACCUUAGCUGGAAUCCUGCGCUUUUUAAAGAGUCGUCCUGUAUACACAGUAGUUGGGAUGGGAAACAGGGUCCGGUGAAGGACGUCUACAGCUUGGCUAAUAACCCUCAGUAUAAACUGGAGGUGAAUUGUCCUCAAGGGGGCGCUGCAGUAUGGGUGUUGCUCACCAGACACAUCACUGACAAGGACGACUUUGCUCAAAAUCGGGAGUUUAUUACAUUAGUAGUUUACAAGUCGGAUGGAAAGAAAGUCUAUUAUCCAGCUGACCCUCCUCCUUUCAUUGAUGGCAUCAGAAUCAACAGCCCUCAUUAUCUGACCAAGAUUAAACUGACUAGCCCAGGGACCUUUACCCUGGUGGUGUCCCAGUAUGAGAAACAAAACACCAUCAACUACACACUAAGGGUCUACUCGGUGUGCAAGUUUAACUUCUCGAAAAUCCCCACACCUUACACCCACACCAAAAGAAUUAAUGGCCAGUGGAAGGGUGCCAGUGCAGGUGGCUGUGGGAACUAUAAAGAUACCUACAAAAACAACCCCAUAUACCAGUUUAACCUUGAGAAAGCAGGGCCUCUGCUCAUCGAACUCCGUGGAUCAAGGCAGUACAGUGUGGGCUUUGAAGUGGUGACAGUAUCUACAGUUGGGGAUUCAGGCUCUUCCAGCUCUCAAAAGAGAGCCAGCGGGGAUUACCGAUGUGGUUUCUGUUAUAUGGACGCCGAGCACUUGCCUGCCGGAAUUUACAAUGUGAUCCCCACCACCUUCCUGCCCAAACAGGAAGGUCCGUUCUUCCUCGACUUGAGCAGCACUGCUCCAAUGCGGGUAUCUCAGCUGCAAUAAGGACAUGUAGUCCACGUCUAGAUGUAUGCAGCCCACAAAAUCUUUCUGCGGACACGACCCUUGCCAUGAGAUGGCGCUCGUCGCUGACACGCAAGAAGCCCCACCCACAUGUAGUACCUGAAGUAGCGCCACAUUUGUCAUGUUUGUUGUGAUGGAUGGCAUAUAACAGCUGAAACUUGUGCCGUGUGGUGCUCAGAGGGAUGGGUUUAUUAAGAGUCGUGGUCACAAAUUACAAUCAUGAAGGAUGCGUGUACACUUGACCUGAAAGACCGUUUAACUCAGGAGACUGGAAUAAAACAGGGGUUGUAUGUUGUUGUGUAUUAAAUAUGUCUGUUUACUAAUCGUAGAAUUGAUCAGAGGGUUCUGCUGUGUACACAAAUAUUUAAGGGCUCUUCCUUUAGUCUGAUCGGCAAUGUCCAGAUAGCUUUAAGUUGCAGGGCUUCUUUUCAGGAGAUACAUAAUCAGUCAAAUUGCCAAAUUAUUUUUGCUUUCCAGAGCUAUUUAAACGCUUCACACAACAAUAUGCGAAUGCACAAAUGUUUGCUUCACUAUACCAGCAGAGUACUGUACGUUUACAAAUUAUGACAUGAACUGAAUGUUUUAUAUGAUUAAUGGAUGUUAUUGUUGAAGUUCCUGUUUGAGGACUGUGCCGUUCUUCUUAUGUUCCAAAAGUAUUUAUUUGCUGAGAUUAAAACAUAAGCGCGCGUCUCAUAACAGAUGUUUAACA
Molecule: messenger RNA, 3802 nt
Organism: Triplophysa dalaica
Lineage: Eukaryota; Metazoa; Chordata; Actinopteri; Cypriniformes; Nemacheilidae
Gene: capn7
Product: calpain 7
Exons: 21
Coding region: 643-3075 (810 amino acids)
Biological process (GO): proteolysis
Molecular function (GO): calcium-dependent cysteine-type endopeptidase activity
Source: RefSeq, a predicted model, not a curated record